Struthio camelus australis is the source of this 7210-nucleotide messenger RNA. The record is from RefSeq and is a predicted model, not a curated record. NCBI's taxonomy places the organism in Eukaryota, Metazoa, Chordata, Aves, Struthioniformes, Struthionidae.
AUGCACCCCCGAGUGCUGCGGGAGCUGGCGGAUGUUAUUGCUAGGCCGCUCUCCAUCAUCGUGGCAAGGCCCUGGAGAACAGGAGAGGCGCCUGAGGCCUGGAAGAAAGCCAGCAUCACGCCAGUCUUCCCAAAGGGCAAGAAGGAGGAGGCAGGAACCGCCAGGCCUGUCAGCCUCACCUGCAUCGCUGGAAAGGUGAUGGAACAACUCCUGCUGGAGGUCCUCGCCAAGCAUGAGGAGGACAAGAAGGUCACGACAUUAAUGGAGCUUUGGAACCAUCUAACAUCGACACUAGCAUCCUGGAAGAGUACAUCAGCAAAGAGGACUCACCAGAUAUGCAGCCAGCUCCCAAUCCGUCAUGGUCCUCUUUUGACCAACCCUUGUGGACCCAGCUAUGGUGCUCACCUCAACUGCAAUAACAACAAUGGCAUGGUGGUGCCCAAGGGCUACCCUGGUGGCCUCUGCAUAAACAACGUGGUCCCUCCAAUCAAAUCGGAGCCCAAGGCCUCCUAUGCACCUGGCACUUUACCUGACUCUCCCCCGGAUUCUGGAUCAGAAGCCUACUCCCCUCAGCAGGUGAAUGAUCCUCACCUUCUUCGGACCAUGACCCCUGAGAAUAUGUGCCACAUGACUCCCCCGUCCCGCCUGGAUCACCCUGCUCCGCCUCCUCCACCUCCCCACCUCCAGGGUCCUCCCCCACCUCCACCUCACCCUCACCAGCAGCAGCACAACCCUCAUUACCCCAGCCUGCAGCGGGACAUGUACAUGAAGGCUGAGCCUCUGAUGCCGCCAUAUGGCAUUGGGCAGGGCAUGUCGCCGGGCGACCUCCACCAUGCCCAGCAGUCGCAGAUGCUGCACCAGCUACUCCAGCAACAUGGAGCAGACCUCCCAAUGCACCCUGCCAAGAAGAGGAAACACUCCGAGUCACCCCCCAACACCCUCAAUGCACAGAUGCUCAAUGGGCUGAUAAAGCAGGAGCCAGGUAUGGGGUCUGUGCCACUCAACCCUGACAGAGUCCAAACGCCUCCCUGGCACCAGCCGGGAGCGCUUUCACCAGGCCUGAUUCAAGAUAAUGACAGCUUGAAUGGCUCCUACCUGGAUCCUAACUACCAGUCUAUAAAGUGGCAGCCGCAAUAGCCAACUCUAUAUGAUGCCAACUACAAAGAACUCCCUAUGCUCACAUACCGUGUAGAUGCCGACAAGGGGUUCAACUUCUCAGUGGGUGACGACGCCUUUGUGUGCCAGAAGAAGAAUCAUUUCCAGGUCACAGUCUACAUUGGCAUGCUUGGAGAUCCCAAGUAUGUGAAGACCCCCGAGGGCCUGAAACCCUUAGAGUGCUUCUACCUGAAGCUGCACGGAGUGAAGCUAGAGGCCUUGAACCAGUCAAUCAACAUAGAACAGUCACAGUCUGACCGCAGCAAACGGCCAUUCAACCCUGUCACGGUCAACUUGCCUCCAGAGCAGGUCACCAAGGUCACUGUGGGGCGGCUGCACUUCAGUGAGACCACAGCCAACAACAUGCGGAAGAAAGGCAAACCCAACCCGGACCAGAGGUAUUUCAUGCUUGUGGUAGCUCUGCAGGCACAUGCCCAGAACCAGAACUACACGCUUGCAGCUCACAUCUCUGAACGCAUCAUCGUCAGAGCCUCAAACCCUGGCCAGUUUGAGAGUGAUAGUGAUGUGCUCUGGCAGCGGGCACAACUCCCUGAUACUGUCUUUCACCACGGCCGAGUUGGCAUUAACACAGACCGCCCUGAUGAAGCCCUCGUGGUCCAUGGCAAUGUGAAGGUCAUGGGUUCGCUGAUGCACCCUUCAGACAUCCGAGUGAAGGAGGACAUCCAGGAGGUGGACACCACAGAGCAACUGAAGAGGAUCUCCCGUAUGCGGCUAGUACACUACAACUACAAGCCUGAGUUUGCAGCCACUGUGGGCAUUGACAACACCCCUGAGACAGGUGUCAUUGCUCAGGAAGUAAAGGAGAUCCUCCCGGAAGCUGUGAAGGACACUGGGGACCUGGUCUUUUCUAAUGGGAAGACCCUUGAGAACUUCCUGGUAGUGAACAAGGAGCGGAUAUUCAUGGAGAAUGUGGGAGCUGUGAAGGAGCUAUGCAAACUGACAGACAACCUGGAGACCCGCAUCGAUGAGCUGGAAAGGUGGAGUCAUAAACUGGCCAAACUCAAGCGGCUGGAUAGCAUGAAGUCAACUGUGAGCUCUGGGGCAUUCAGCCAAACAGGAAGCCAGUUCAGCCGUGCAGGAAGUGUACCCCACAAAAAAAGGCCACACAAAGUAGCCAGCAAGUCACCAUCAGUUGUUCCGGAACAAGCCUGCAUCAGCCAGCGCUUCCUGCAAGGCACUAUCAUUGCCCUGGUCAUCAUCAUGGCAUUCAGUGUGGUGUCCAUGUCCACUCUCUACGUGCUGAGCUUGCGCAAUGAGGAGGACCUUGUGGAUAUUGAUGGCUCUUUUGCUGUGCCCACUGCCUGUCUCUUGGCACUCUUUCGGCACAGGGGUCCUGGGAUCCCGGUCGCUCUAUGCCCACGGUCAAAUCAGAACUUUGAUAAAACUCAGUUGGCACCAUCCACAGUCGCGUCAGAUAAAGCCAGUGAUAGGACCCCUACACACCAAGUCACAGCGAAUGCGCAUGAUUCUGUCUACGGCUCACCUGGCCAAAGUGUGCUAGCGUGCUUCAAUCCACCGUGUUUCUCCACAUGCUGCUCUGCUGCUCCCACCAAUGUCUCCUCCAUUGCCCUCUCUGAGACCAGCCCCACUCGUGUCACUAACCGGACAGACCAAAGUCAGACCUCACUUCUGCCAGUGACAAAUAUCAAAGCCAAAUCCAGGGGUGUCACCGGGAAAGCAACCUCCUACACCAAGUGGCCAAAGACACCUGACAGGUCUCAGAGCUUCGGCAGCCCCAAUGCCAGCCCCUCCUCCCCUUUCACCCACGUCCAGGGCAAAUCCAAGUACAUCUCCAACCUCUCGCUCUCCCGCAGCAACUCGCCGCUGGCGCAGGCCCGGCAGCAGCGCAGUGUCAAGCAGCCAGUGAGCGAGUGGCCCCGUGCAGAGGAUCCUGGCACGGAUGGGCCAAGUCCAGUGCUGCACUCCAUCCGGAUCUUGGAGAUCAAUGUGGCCAUCGAGUCCCAGUACUGUGCAGCCAGCGAUGCUUGCAGGACUGGAAACUUCACCUACCGCAUCCCUGUCAGCCAGCUCACAGCAGUAAACACCAAUCUGACACUGGAGAUGAACACCUCUUCUGUUGUGUCCAUCUCCCUUUGUGGCCUUGUCUCUAGCGACCCAUGCCAGGAUGCUGCAAGCAUGGACAGCUUCAUCAAUACCACAGACACACAGGAAACAAUGCACCGUUGGCCUCUAGUGAUGAUGUCCUUCCAGGAGUUCACCUACCACUUCAGAGUAGCCCAGCCUGGUCGAGCCAACUGCAGCACUGCUCCUGAGCAGAUGGGACACCUUUUCACUGACUAUUAUUUUCAGUUUUACUGGCUCUGUGAGUGAGUCCUGGCACUGCCAGUGUCCUCUGGUUGGAGAGAGGAAAGGGACUGGUAACACUGGGGAGACUCCUGUAUUACCCUCCUCCACUAGCCCCCAGCCCCACCUUAUCCCUGUCUCCUGCUUUGGGUGUGGAGCUGGUUUGGUUGUGGCCUGGUGACACAGACACUGAAGCACAGCACACACAGAGCACAGGACCUAUGCCACAGAAACACAACCAGUCCUGUGGUUUCUCCUGGGCUGACCCUAGCACCAACUCCCACCAUCCCACACUGCCCUGAACAACUCUCUCCUUCCCUUAUGGGGACAAUUGUGUCCUCCAUCACUUCUCCCUCCCCCUGCUACACUGGAUUUGAAAGCAUUACACUGUAUGUGAAUGGGCCUGCCACACCCCAGAGUGCGACUGGGAACUCCACCCUGGCCCAGUGGUUCCAGAUGUGCUGCAUUAGCUCUCUACAACACUGGAAUUGCUCAACACUGGAGGCCUUUCCAAGAUUGAAACACUGGAAUUUCUUCUGGAAAGGAAGGCUGCACCUGGACAUACUGGAAGUUAUACACUGGAGUUGCUGUUCCUUCUAGUUGGCCCAGGGCCAUCCCCGGCAGCCUUAUUCCACAGAUUCCUGGAGGCCCCAGGAUCCAUGAAUUGAAUGUUCUCUGCUGACAGCAAGAGAAAGGGCAAACAUCACCGCUGCUGCUUCUCUCCCUCUCCUCACUGUACUCUAACCUCCACAGCACACAGGUCUGGAUGGAUAAACUCAAGAACCUCACUAAGACACUGCUAAAGCUGUACCCAGGUCAAACCAUGUGUGGGGGACACUUGUCAUCAAUGCAUGGGAUAAUAAUUAUUCCAGUCACCUGCCUUAAGUGUUGUGGGAGCCCAUUGUUUGGCAGCAGUGUGUGGCCUCUCUCAGUGGAUGUGGAGCUGCUCAGCUGGCUGUAGAGUCAACGCAACCACCUCUGCCCAGAUGUGCUAAAGGGAGACCGUUAGCAAAGCCUGCUGCACCCUGCAGAGCAGGAUUGGGGUUGCCCCAGACAUGUGGGUCGGUUUCUCUGCACCACCUGGUGAAUGCAGCUCUGCUGUCUGAUGGAUCACUGCCAAGCAGUGAAAAAAAUGACUAAUCUUCUCCCAUCACAGAGGGGGAAAUGGCAGGGACUGUGGGCCCUCACUCUCACUGUUGUUCUCAAAAAAGCAGUUAUGUUGAGCGUAUUUUGGGUAUUUUACUGUUACAAGUUCUUAACUUGCUAAACUACUGAUUUUUUUUAAGUGGUAUAAAAAUGGGCCUCUUAAUUCUGUUGCUAUUGAGCUGUGUGUCUCUCACACAGGAAACCAAAGGGGGCCAUUGCUAAGCUCCAUGUUAAAGCUUGACUGCUACAGUGGUAUUGGGAUAUGUCAGACUGACAGCUACCAGUGCCCAUGUGUCCUUCUCCCCAUCCCGCUCCAGCACCUCUUAGUAAAGAAGGAAACAUCUACACUCCUGGAGGUCAAGCCACUACCAGAUUAAUAUUUUUUGAGACUUUUUUUUGAGGAAACAGCAGCCACCUCUGGAGAAAGGAAAGAGCAGUGAGGGGAAAAAUGCCACUCUUCAUUCCUGAAGCAAACUCAAAAAGUGGUUUCAGAGAAAACAAACAAACAAAAAACCCCCCCAAACCCUUGCACAGUCCUGUCACUAGAUGUAGGCAACUCUAACCAAAUUAAGUUUGGGCAACCACAUUGGGGCCCCAGCUGCUGGUCUUUGUUGCUUUCAGUGGAGACAGCUGCAGCACAUUUAUACCAGCACUGAGGAAAGGAUGGCUGACAUGCCCCGACACCACCACCAGUGGGAUCUGCUGCACAGGAGAAACGAGCUGCAAAUAUGCUUUAGCCAGAUACAGAGACAGUUCCUGUAUGGAUCUCUUGGGAUCAUUCCCCAGUCUGGGGAGCAGUUUUAUCUGCCUUGUGUCUCUUGUCUCCCAUUUCAGAAUUUCUUUCUGAGCCUGUCCUGAGAAAGCAGCCAUAGCCUUGCAAUUCCUGGUGCCAUCACUAGGUGUUGGCAUCUCUGUUUCCAAAGGACCAGGCCCUUUAUUUGUAGGGUGGUUUCAAGGUCAGGUCUUCAUUCCCAUUCUGUGCCUUUGGGACGCAAACAUUGUUAAUGCUCUGUAGUUACUAAAAUGCACUUAAACCUUGGCAGCUGGGAACCAGAGUGAGCAGUGAAUUCCUGGCAACCAAAUGAGUAUGCAGCUAGAGGACAGUCUUCUGCCCAACUGUGGGGAACUCAGAGGGAAAGCAAGAAGGCCAAGGACUUGGUAGUAACUAAUCACAAACAGGUCAGCUCUAUCCUCAGUAGGACUUGCUGUUCCUGCCCAGAACUCGUAAGGAAACCCAAUGCAGCUCUCUGGAGAGGACACUCAGUACUCUUCCAGUUCCUUCCCUCCACCUGCCUGAGCUUUCUUGAUUGGCCUCAAACUGGGAAGUUACUAUCUUGGCAGCUUUUAUUCUCCACUUGGCAAUCAGUGGCUCAGUCUGGCAAGUCCAUAUCUAGGUGAGUGAAUGCGCACUCUUCUAGGUCUGCUCAGCUGAGAGGUAGCAAGCAUUCUCAGGCUCGGUUGCUGCUGUCCCUACUCUGCUGAGCUACACUGAAUACCUGUGCUUUCAUUUAGCAACUGAAGAGAUAACUGGCAAUGUUAUGAGGGUGAGAGCUGAAACACUGCCUGCAAUCACCACUACCCAACCGAUCCCCCAUGAAGUUCUCACAGGCAGUGGCUGAGGUGAGCUAAGAUCUGCAAGUGCAUCUCACCCUCCUACAGAGGAAGCCGAUCCUGGAGGGGAGGAAUCAAUCACCAGAAAUGGGAAAUAGUCAUGGCCCAACAGGAGAUGGAGAGUCUCUCAGGUAUCCCUGUGACACUUAGGCAUGGGGUUUACAAGGGGCCCUAGCAAACCAAGUGCCUAAGGGCUACAGGAACAUCUCUAGUGCCUUUUUUCUGCUAGUAGGACUGUAUGAGGGAACAGUGGCUUCCCACAUGUACAAUAAAUGCUGUGUGCCUCAAAAACAGUAGUCAGUCAAAAUAGUGACACAAGGCAACACCUAAAAUGGAAAGGCUAGUCCUACCCAUAUAUAACUGUUUCAAGCAGAGUGGCAGUGGUAUCAAAAGAAGAGACAGAGAUUCAGAAUGCAGUUUUUAGUGUCUUUUGUCACAACACUAUCCUUUAUCACGUCACAAAUCAUAUGUCAGUUGUACCAGCCACCAAGCAGGAAUACCAGAGCAAGGCAGAAACUAGAACGUAAUAGGGGUUUUUUUUAAUGCUGAAAGGGUAGCAGGAUGGCUUCCAAGCCCAUGGAAACUGCUUAUAUAGACUUCCCAAGAAGGUGUUUCUGCCUUAUCCACCUGUAACUAAAGAUGUUAGUUCCCCUUCCCAAAUCAGUAAAAAGAACGAGUCAACAAUCAGGCCUUUCCCUGCGUGAGACGGAGGGAGCUCUGAGCCAAUGUCUCCAGCCUUGCAGCUUAGGAAAAACCCUCUUUUUUGUCCCAGCUGGAAACUAGAAGCUUCAUCUCUCUAGACUUUCUUGACAGGAAGGAAAACAAGCGUGAAACUGAGGCCACUUUCCAAAGUUUGGCUGCUCUGCAGUUUGUUUCAAAAGCAAAUUCACAAACCUUCUGUCCUACUGUUAAAGCUUAAAGCCUGUAAAUAGAGACUAUGCCACCACUGCAAGAAUUAAAAAAAAAAAAAAAA